CCAGACUUCUCUGCGACGCAGUGUCACAGAACUCGUCUUUGCUUUGCGAGAGAGAGACAGAGAGAAAGCGAAAAAGUGAAGAGACUAUUGUCGUGGUUUUGAUCGGAGAUCGGAGGAAUUUGGGUUCAAUUCUCCAUCUUUGUAAGAUUGAUAGAGGGGAUGGCGACUUCUCGUUCGGAGCGAUUCCCGAUAACACCGAAUACGGCUUCUAAUAGAUUGACGAUUACGCCUGGUUCUAGGGUUUUGAAAAGCCCUCUUACUGAAGAAGUCAUGUGGAAGCGUCUCAAGGAAGCUGGGUUUGAUGAACAGUCGAUCAAGAAUAGAGAUAAAGCUGCCCUAAUCGCUUACAUCGCCAAGCUAGAAUCUGAGGUUUAUGAUUACCAACACAACAUGGGUCUUCUAAUUCUGGAGAAAGACGAGUUAUUGUCGAAGUAUGAGGAGGUUAAGGCCUCUGUGAAUGAAGCCGACCUAGCACAUAGGCGAGAUCAAUCUGCCUAUGUCUCUGCCUUAGCUGAAGCAAAGAAACGAGAAGAGGAUUUGAAGAAGGAUGUUGGGAUUGCAAAAGAGUGUAUUUCUAGUCUGGAAAAGACUUUGCAUGAGAUGCGUGCAGAAUGUGCCGAGACGAAGGUUUCUGCUGGGAGUAAAAUGUCUGAAGCUCAUCUUAUGAUUGAGGAUGCUCUGAAGAAAUAUGCAGAUGCUGAAGCAAAAAUGCGAGCAGCAGAAGCUUUACAAGCAGAAGCUAACCGGUAUCACCGAAUUGCAGAGAGAAAAUUGAAGGAAGUUGAAAGUCGUGAAGAUGAUCUUGCUCGGCGCCUUGCAUCUUUCAAGUCUGAUUCUGAAACGAGAGAGAACGAGAUUGAUAUUGAACGGCAGACUUUAAGUGAGAGGCGAAAGAGCUUGCAGCAAGAGCAUGAAAGGUUAUUGGAUGCACAAGCUUCACUAAAUCAGCGAGAAGAUCACAUUUUUGGUAGAUCCCAAGAAUUAGCUGAACUUGAAAAGGGGUUAGAGUCUGCAAAGACCACAUUUGAGGAGGAACGUAGAGCCUUGGAGGACAAAAUCUCCAAUUUGGAGAUCGCAUUAGCUUCGCUUGCUAAAAGAGAAGAGGCUGUCUCUGAAAGGGAAUCUUCAGUACUUAAGAAGGAGCAAGAGCUGCUUGUUGCUGAAGAAAAAAUUGCCACCAAGGAAUCUGAACUGAUUCAAAAGGUCUUAGCAAAUCAAGAAGUUAUCCUGAGGAAAAGAAAAUCCGACGUGGAAGCUGAGUUGGAAAGUAAGUGCAAAUUGGUGGAAGAUGAAAUCGAGAGCAAGAGACGGGCCUGGGAAUUAAGGGAGGUUGAUAUCAGGCAGAGGGAAGACCUAGUUGGUGAAAAGGAACAUGACUUGGAAGUUCAGUCAAGGGCAACAGCAGAGAAAGAAAAGGAUAUAACAGAGAGGUCUUAUAAUCUUGACGAGAAAGAGAAGAAUUUGAAUGCUAGAGAGAAAGAUAUUAACCUUAAGACCACUCUGCUGGAGAAUGAGAAGGAACGGCUUAAACAAUUAGACCUAGAUUUGCAGCAGUCUUUGAUGUCUUUAGAAGAGAAGAGAAAACGUGUUGACUGUGCAACAAGAAAACUUGAAGCCUUGAAGAGUGAAACAAGCGACUUAUCUUUUCUGGAGAUGAAUCUCAAGAAGGAGCUAGAUGACUUGAGGGCUCACAAGCUUGAACUGUUGGCUGAAGCAGAUAGAUUGAAGGUGGAGAAAGCUAAAUUUGAAGCUGAGUGGGAACACAUUGAUGUGAAAAGGGAAGAAUUAAGAAAAGAAGCGGAGUAUAUUACUCGUCAAAGGGAGGCUUUCUCGAUGUAUCUCAAGGAGGAGCGUGAUAACAUUAGGGAGGAAAGGGAUGCAUUGAGAAAUCAGCACAAAAACGAUGUGGAGGCGCUAAACCGAGAGCGUGAAGAAUUUAUGAAUAAAAUGGUGGAGGAACAUUCAGAAUGGCUCAGCAAGAUACAGCGCGAACGCGCUGACUUCUUGUUGGGCAUUGAGAUGCAGAAAAGAGAGUUAGAGUAUUGCAUCGAAACCAAACGAGAAGAAUUAGAGAAUUCUUCGAGGGAUAGAGAAAAGGUAUUUGAGCAAGAGAAGAAGUUGGAAGAGGAGCGCAUACAGUCCCUCAAGGAAUCUUCGGAGAAAGAGUUAGAACAUGUCCAGGUGGAAUUAAAGAGGUUGGAUGCUGAGAGGCUGGAGAUCAAAUUGGACCGCGAAAGGAGGGAGAGAGAGUGGGCUGAGCUAAAAGAUUCGGUUGAGGAGCUAAAAGUUCAAAGAGAAAAACUAGAGACGCAAAGGCAUAUGCUUCGAGCUGAGAGAGAAGAAAUCAGACGUGAGGUUGAAGAACUGAAGAAGUUAGAGAAUCUGAAAGUUACACUAGAUGAUAUGUCCAUGGCUAAAAUGCAGCUGUCCAAUUUAGAGCGUAGCUGGGAAAAGGUUUCUGCUUUGAAGCAGAAGGUUGUUACUCGGGAUGAUGAAUUAUACUUCCAGAAUGGAGUCAGCACUGUGAGUAAUAGCGAUGAUGGCUAUAACUCUUUUAUGGAAAGACAGAAUGGCUCAACGCCGUCAUCCGGCACUCCAUUUUCAUGGAUAAAACGAUGCACUAAUCUGAUAUUCAAGGCUUCUCCAGAGAAAUCACCCCCAAUGGAUCCUCAUCAAGAAGGAGGAUUGCCUUUAGAAAACUUGAAGCUAGAUUCAUCGAGAAGAGAAGAAAGGGCUUACACCGAGGGUCUUUCUAUCGCAGUUGAAAGACUUGAAGCAGGAAGGAAACGACGUGGUAACACUGGAAGGGACACCAGUGGGCCAAGCAGUAACAAGAAGAGGAAGCAUGAUGAUGUUACCCAAAAACCAAAACCUUCUGAUGAAACUGAUCCCCACAGUGUAAUUUCAAGCCCUCAAAAUGUGCCUGAGGACAAACAUGAACUGCCAUCAAGCCAAACCCAGACACCAAGUGGUAUGGUAGUCAUCAGUGAAACGGUGAAGAUCACAAAAGUAACAUGUGAGACAGAGGUCAUCAACAAAGUGACAAACAUUGACUGCUCAGAAAAUCCUUCUGAAGCAGGAACAACGAUGGUAGAGGAGCAACAUGAUAGUGGUUGCAAUGAGACCGUGGUAAACGUUUCUGAAACAGUGACGCGGAAAGAAGCUGAAUCUGAUAACAGAAAGGAGCAGGAUUCUGAUGAUGGUGGCGUUGUAGCAUGAGUUAGCUUGGUGCAGAAGGAACAACCAUUUUAGGAAAGCUGCAACCGAAGAUAUAUGCAUAUAAGAAACUCUAUGAAUCCUUUUGGGUUUGUUUUUAGAUAAGAUUUUAGUAUGUAAAUUGAUUUGAUUUGUUCUAAAAACUCUCUCUCUCGAUGCGAUUACUCAAUAGUCAUUUUUUCUUUCUUUCAGACUUCAAGUGAGUAGUGUUCGUAGGUAAGGCAGGUAGGAAAGAACUUUGGUUUCUUGUGUGUUGCAAUGUGUGUGCGUGUCUGAAGAUAAUUUGUCGGUUUCAAGACUAAAAGUUGAAAUCAGUUUCGGGUUUUAUUUGUA
Messenger RNA from Eutrema salsugineum, 3549 nucleotides. RefSeq names its product protein CROWDED NUCLEI 4. NCBI's taxonomy places the organism in Eukaryota, Viridiplantae, Streptophyta, Magnoliopsida, Brassicales, Brassicaceae. Bases 160 to 3219 code for a protein of 1019 amino acids. The record is from RefSeq and is a predicted model, not a curated record. Gene Ontology annotation, cellular component: nucleus. The transcript is spliced from 9 exons. Gene Ontology annotation, biological process: nucleus organization.